Molecule: messenger RNA, 2579 nt
Organism: Apis cerana (Asiatic honeybee)
Lineage: Eukaryota; Metazoa; Arthropoda; Insecta; Hymenoptera; Apidae
Product: tubulin delta chain
Biological process (GO): microtubule-based process
Cellular component (GO): microtubule
Molecular function (GO): GTP binding; structural constituent of cytoskeleton
Source: RefSeq, a predicted model, not a curated record
UUUGAUUGGUAUUUUAGAACAUAGAAUAUGAAAAUCACUUAUUGAUCUAUUCUGUGGAUUGUUUGUGAUAAAUUUUUAUAACUUAUCGAAUAUAUCGAAUAUAUUUUUUAAAUAGAUACUUUUGUGGUAAAAAGACUUAUUAAAAAAAAAUAUGAAUAUUUAAAUAUAUUAAUCUUUGUAAUAUAUUUUGAAAUAUAAAUUAUUUUAAUCAAAUUACAUGUUUUGGUGCAUUAAUUACAUGCACAUCGAAUUGAUCAAACAAAAAAAUAUAUAUUUAUUUAAUAUAAUAAUAUAAUAAAUUAAUAAAUUAAAUAAUAUUGAAUUAGUAAAUGAAAUUAUAUUUUAAUAAUGCUUACAAUACAAUUUGGCCAAUGUGGAAAUCAAUUAGGACAUACAUUAUUCUCAGAAAUAUCAACUGAUAUGGAUUGUGUAAAUACAGGUGUAACAUGUAAAACUAAUUAUCAAUAUGUAGAAGAUACAUUUAAUAGAUGGUUUAGUGGUAUAUCUAAAAGUAAUGACCGUUUAGCAAGAGCAAUUCUUAUAGAUACAGAACAAAAAGUCAUAAAUAAAAUUUAUAAUAAUAAAAGUAAUUUAUGGACAUAUUCAACGAAAAAUGUAAUUUGUCAAGCUGGAGGAGGUUGUGCAAAUAAUUGGGCAUUUGGUUAUUUAAUAAAAGGUUAUGAAUUAAGUGAUGUAAUAUUAAAUUGUAUAAGACAAGAAAUAGAAAAAUUAGAUCAUUUUGAUGGAUUUCUUUUACUAUUAAGUUCUGCAGGUGGAACAGGAUCUGGUAUUGGAAGUUAUAUUACAAAAUUAUUACGUGAAGAAUAUAAUAAAAAAGCAAUUCUUAAUACAACAAUAUUACCAUUUUCAUUUGGAGAAGUAUGUACACAAAAUUAUAAUACAUUAUUAACUUUAGCAAAACUUUAUAAUGAAAGUGAUAUAAAUAUUUUAUUUGAAAAUGAACAAAUAUAUAAUAUAUGUACUAGUUUAUUAAAAAAAUCAUCUAUAAAUCUACAAGAUAUGAAUAAAGUUAUUUCAGAAAAAUUAUUAGCUACAUUUCAACCAGUAAAUUAUGAAAAAUAUAAUAUAAAUUCAUUAUUAUCUCAAAUAGCAUGUCAUCCUUCAUAUAAAAUAGCAAUAAUAAAAAGUACUCCACAUAUACCAGUAACAUCUACAAGCUACGAGCCAAUAUAUAAUUGGAAUUCAUAUAUCCAUCAUUUAAAGCAAACACUUAGAAUACCAAAUUUAAAUUCACAAUUAACUAAUGUUGAAUUAAAAAUGCCAUCUAAUUUAUUAAGCAAUAGUAUACAUCAUACAUAUGCUACUUCAGUAUCAAAUGUUUUAAUAACACGUGGAACAAUGUUAGAACAAGAUCUUAUAAUGAAAAAUAUACUUAAAGAAAAACAUUUAUAUGCAAACUGGAAUACAAUUGAUUGGUUUACUCAUUUACAUCAAAAUCGAAAAUUUUUAAAUCAUGAUAAAUUUCUUGCUUUAAUAACCAAUAAUUCUCAAAUUUCUUAUUCUUUAGAUAUAUUUUUAAAUAAAACUUGGAAAUCUUAUGUUCAUUCUGCAUUUUUACAUCAAUAUAAACAAUUCGGUUUAGAAGAGGAUGAUUUUCUACAAGCAUUUUCAGUACUUGAAAAUGUUGUAAAAGAAUAUAAAGAAUUAGUCUCUCAUACAGAUUAAUAAUAAAUUAUAAUUGAAUUAAAUUUUUCAUUUUCUAAGUAUAUAAUAAAAAUAAUAGUUUUAUGAUUUUUUAAAAUAAUCAAAAAAUAGUUAAGUUAGUUAAAAUAAUAAAUUCAAAUAUUGCAUACUUGAAAGUUAAAGGUAUAAAUGAAAGAAUAACUAUAACAUAAGAAAAUCGAUCAAUUUAUGAUAUAUAAUAUAUAUAUAUAUAUAUAUAUAUAAUAUAUAUAUAUAUAUAUAUAUAUGCAGUGAUAAAGAAAAAUACAAUAAGAAAAAAAUUUAAUACAGAAAAAAUAAGAUAGAAAAUGAUUUUUAAUUUAAUCUACAGAAAUAAUAAAAUAGAACAGAAUAAUAAAAUAGAAUGAAUCUAUGGUGGUAAUAUGUAUUCCUUCUCUAAUAUGAAAAAAUAUAUUAUGCAAAAAGACAGUCAAAUUCGACGAAUAUAAUGCAGAACGAAAAAGUCAUUUUUAAAAAAAUACUUCCAAAAAUUAAUCAUCUUCUGUCUUCUUUUUUUUUACAUUCAAGAAAAAUCGAAAAAUUGAAUUUCUUCGGGAUACUUUUAAAUAUAAUAAUAUAUAAUAUUAUUUUUGAAAUUAUAAUUAAAUAAUAAUACUAAUGAAAUUAUAAUUAUUAAUUAUAUUAAAUAAAAUUAUAUUAAAUAAUUAAUGUAUUACAUUUUCAUUGUUUAACAUGAUUUUUGAAAUAAUAAAUAAAUAAAAAUAAAAUUACAAAAAUAAAAGAUAUUUAUAUAUAAUAUAUAUAAAUUUAUUAAAUAUAUUAUUAAAUAUAUAUAUAAAUCUAUUUACAUAUAUCAUAUAAACAAAUUGAAAUAUUUUUUAUAUCAAUAUAAGAUAAAAUUUUUAAAAAAAUAAAAUGUUUUAUUAUGGCUAAAA